AUGGCUUCCAAAGUAGUCGUCAUCGGUAGCCCCAACUGCCAGUUGCAGACGGUGUUCACCAAACUUGCAAAGUUACAGGUGAAACAAAAUUUCGCCUUUGCACUCAUCGUUGGCAACCUCUUCGGUGACUGCUCCACCGAGGCUGAAUUAAAUGAGAUCUCCGCCCUUCUCCAGGGAAACAUCAAUGUUCCUCUACCAACGUACUUUACUGUGGGCAGUCGACCACUACCUACCCGGAUUGUGGAGAAGAUUGAGGCCGACGAUGAAGUAUGUCCAAAUCUGUACUUCCUCGGGCGUCGAUCGAUGCUCAAAACUGCAGAGGGCAUCCGCAUUGCCGCCCUUGGAGGUGAAUUAGAGGCAUCUGGAUCUUCGAAGUCUAAGCCUGAAAGCAAUGCCGGUGGAAAGUAUCAAACAACAUACAGCAUGUCGGAUGCUCGCGCACUUUACGGGAUGCACAGCGCGGACAUCCUGAUCACGAACCAGUGGCCCAAGGGCAUUCGCACAGGCUCCCAGGUUUCUGUUCCAGAAAACCACAAUUCCCUUUCUGAAACGCAGAUUGUAGCAGACAUCUGCGCCACACUCAAACCCCGAUACCACUUCUCCUCGUCGGACUCGUUCUUCUAUGAGCGAGAGCCCUUCUUCCACAUGCCAAGUGAAGACAGCCCAGAGUCCAGGCCAUUGACCCGCUUCAUCUCCAUGGCCUCAUUUGACUCUAAGCAGAAAGCACUUUAUGCCUUCUCGAUCGAUAUCUCUGCCUCGGCACCCCUCACGAUUCCCGCUGGUGUAACCGCCUCCCCUCUAUCAGCGCCCCAAGCCAAGCGCAAGCAUCUCCCUACAUGGCCGGAAGCGCCAGCAGCGCGAGCCACCCCCGGUCCGGACAGGUGCUUCUUCUGUCUCUCCAACCCGAACAUCGCCACACACCUCAUCACCUCCAUCGGCGACCAAAGCUACCUCACAAUCGCGAAGGGACCCCUUCCUCCCGACGACUACUUCCCGACUCUCGGCUUCCCCGGUCACAUCCUUAUCAUCCCCUUCGAGCACACUCCGACUCUAGGCUCAAUUUUAGACCCAGACACCCGCUCGAGCACAUACAUGGAGAUGGUCCGUUUCAACACCAAUUUGCGUCGCAUGGUUAACGACCGCUCGUCCAGCAAACUGGGCGCCGUCACCUGGGAAGUCAGCCGCGGCGGCGGCAUCCACACGCACUGGCAAUUCCUGCCUGUGCCCGUGAGCCUCAUCAAGGAGGGCCUCGUUGAGGCUGCAUUCAAGGUGGAAGCGGAGAAUCUGUCGUAUCCGCGGUUCUCGAGCCGCGCAGCCGCACCGUCCGACAAGGCCGGUGAGCUGGCCGACGCAGGUGACUUCUUCCGAGUUUCGAUCUGGAGCGCCGGAGAGAUGGAAAGCAAAGAAAAACCUGAUACCGACAACGAGGCUGAUAAGGAUGGACCUCCUGGAUCAGAGACGGUCUUGACUUUGGAGCUCAAUCCGGACUUCGUGUUCGACCUGCAGUUUGGCCGUCGCGUUAUGGCGAAGCUGCUGGAGCUGGACAAGCGCAUGGACUGGAGGAACGCGACGCAGUCGCAGGCGGAUGAGGAGGCCGAUGCGAAUGCGUUUAAGGAGGCGUUCAAGCCGUAUGAUUUCACGUUGGAGUAG
Penicillium canariense is the source of this 1650-nucleotide messenger RNA. Its product is annotated as CwfJ domain protein. The record is from RefSeq and is a predicted model, not a curated record. Bases 1 to 1650 code for a protein of 549 amino acids. Gene Ontology annotation, cellular component: post-mRNA release spliceosomal complex. Gene Ontology annotation, biological process: mRNA splicing, via spliceosome. Gene Ontology annotation, molecular function: RNA lariat debranching enzyme activator activity. NCBI's taxonomy places the organism in Eukaryota, Fungi, Ascomycota, Eurotiomycetes, Eurotiales, Aspergillaceae. The transcript has 3 exons.